This is a messenger RNA of Chelmon rostratus (copperband butterflyfish), 1485 nucleotides long. Its product is annotated as somatostatin receptor type 5-like. The transcript has 2 exons. Gene Ontology annotation, molecular function: somatostatin receptor activity; neuropeptide binding. Gene Ontology annotation, biological process: neuropeptide signaling pathway. NCBI's taxonomy places the organism in Eukaryota, Metazoa, Chordata, Actinopteri, Chaetodontiformes, Chaetodontidae. Bases 1 to 1485 code for a protein of 494 amino acids. Gene Ontology annotation, cellular component: neuron projection; membrane. The record is from RefSeq and is a predicted model, not a curated record.
AUGGAGCUCAUCCAGGCCACCCAGCUGCCGCAGGAAGUGCCGACUACUACCUGGAGCAACAACUCUGUUCCCCCCUACUCCAGUUUCCUGCUCCUCUCCACUUCCUCUGACCCCGUUCUCGAAUUCACCCCACCUGAUGUCUCCGCCCUCUUGAACAGCACCUGCCAGAACUGCACCAAAGCUGAACCCAAAUCCCUUCCUGGCUUGGCUGGAAUCUUCAUCCCGCUCAUCUAUGGGAUAGUGUGCGUUGUUGGCCUUGUGGGCAACACUCUGGUCAUCCACGUCAUCGUCAACUACACCAAGAAUGAGUCAGUCACCAACAUCUACAUCCUCAACUUAGCUAUCGCGGACGAGCUCUUCAUGCUGGGCCUGCCCUUCUUGGCGGUGCAGAACGCCCUGCUCUCUUGGCCCUUUGGCUCGCUAAUGUGCCGUGUGGUCAUGACAGUGGACGCCAUCAACCAGUUUACCAGCAUCUUCUGCCUGACUGUGAUGUCAGUGGACCGCUACCUGGCUGUGGUGCACCCUAUCCGCUCCUUCUGGUGGCGGCGGCCCCGCGUGGCCAAGGCCAUCAGCGCCACAGUCUGGGCAGGGUCCUUUGUGGUGGUGCUGCCGGUGGUGGUGUUUGCCGACGUGCUGAAGGAUGAUGGGAACUGCAGCAUCGUGUGGCCUGAGCCAGCAGAAGUGUGGAAGACGUCUUUUAUCGUGUACACGUGCACCGUGGGUUUCUUCUGCCCCCUGCUGGUCAUCUGCUUGUGCUACCUGCUGAUUGUCAUCAAGGUGCGCAGCGUUGGAAAACGGGCGCAGGCCACGUCGUCUCGGCGCAGGAAGUCGGAACGUAAAAUCACCAGGAUGGUGGUUGUCGUGGUGGCAGUGUUUGUCCUUUGCUGGCUGCCGUUUUACGCUCUGAAUAUCGUCAACCUCCUGAUGGUCCUGCCUGGGGACUUCAGAGGGCUCUACUUUUUUGUUGUUGUGCUGUCAUAUGCGAACAGCUGUGCCAACCCCAUACUGUACGGAUUUCUGUCUGACAACUUCAAGAGAGGCUUCAGGAAGGCGCUGUGUGGCGCUGCGUGCAGGCCGAAGAACAACGACAGGGCCGCCACUGAAGCACAGCGGCCGACAGAGGAGUGGGGCGGCAUUGUGCUCCAAGCGCAAAAAAGUGAGGAUGUCAUAAAUGUGCAGAACAAAGACUGUGGCGAAAAAGAAGAGGAGGAGGAAAGCACUGCACCAGAGGGAGCCAUGAAGAUGAGUGAAAUAUGCAAAACGUCACAAAAUGGAAACCACAGCGGAGUAACAGAGGGUUCAAGGAUGCAACCUGAGCCGGAGCACUCUGGCUGCAGUGCCAGACAUGGCGAACUGGCUGGGAAAGGCAAAGGCUCUGAUGCUGCUGAGGCGGUGUCCACUAAGGCCAGUAAAAGCAGAAACAGCAGGUCGCAACCUGAAGAAUUCCCAGACAAAGACACUGUGCUUGAAAUCAGCUAUCUGUAA